Cryptosporidium muris RN66 is the source of this 627-nucleotide messenger RNA. RefSeq lists its product as uncharacterized. The record is from RefSeq and is a predicted model, not a curated record. The transcript has a single exon. The coding region runs from base 1 to 627 and encodes 208 amino acids. Lineage: Eukaryota; Apicomplexa; Conoidasida; Eucoccidiorida; Cryptosporidiidae.
AUGUACCUUCAUAUAUGUUAUAAUGGGAAUUUACGAUCUUUUGAGUAUGAAGAAUUCGAUCAGAGAACUAUUAGUGCUGAGAAACUAAAAAACUUUGUUGGAAAAAAAGUACAAAACCAAGAUGAGUACUUUUAUCUACUUUUAAAUGGGAAACCAAUAACUAAAGAUUCUAUUGAACUAUGCAAUUUAUUUGGGAAAGUUAUUCAAGUAGUAGUGGGGCGUUUAAUGGGGGGUAAAGGAGGUUUCGGAGCGACUAUAAAAAGUCAAAAACGUAAGAUUAACAAGAAAAAUCUCAAUAUAGAUUCAUGUAGAGACUUCGCUACAGGGAAACGAAUAUUCAAUAUUCAUAUUGAAGAAGAAAUUAAAAAGUGGAAUGAAAAAAGUUCAUUAGUAACAGAUUCAAGUGUCAAUAAUUCUUGUCGCUCAGAAAAUGAUACUAAUGAAGAAAUAGGAGAACUUGACAAUAAUAUGAGUUAUUUUGAAACUCAUGGAAUUAAGUUAGUUAAUAGAUAUGACAAUAUUCAGGACGCUAUAGAAAGUGGCUUUAAAAAAUUAAAUAAGAUAAGUACGCAAGAUACAGAGAAUAUAUGGACAAAUUAUUAUAUAGACUAUACCAUUGAGCAAUAA